Molecule: messenger RNA, 1209 nt
Organism: Hypoxylon fragiforme
Lineage: Eukaryota; Fungi; Ascomycota; Sordariomycetes; Xylariales; Hypoxylaceae
Product: UROD/MetE-like protein
Exons: 2
Coding region: 1-1209 (402 amino acids)
Molecular function (GO): 5-methyltetrahydropteroyltriglutamate-homocysteine S-methyltransferase activity; zinc ion binding
Source: RefSeq, a predicted model, not a curated record
AUGGCACCUCCAUUCCGCGCAGAGCAAUUAGGGUCUCUAUUGAGACCCGAUGACUUACUGGCCGUGCGUGCGACCAUACGGGACAAGGGUAUCUCGGCGGAAGAAGCAGGACUUCCGCCUAUUGAGAAGACAGCCGUUGGCGAAGUUGUCAAGUUGCAACAAAACCUAGGCUUCAAGGCAGUGAACUCAGGCGAGUUCAACCGCACGCGCUUUUGGGGACUCUUCUGGGAUGAGAUAGAGGGCACCAUUGCCCUUCAGAAUGCUGAGUCUAGUAUCUUUCGGCUGUACCACCCAGAUGUCGUCAGCUUGAUUGAGAAGGACAGAAAGGUGAUGCCCGGCGAGUCAGUGAUUGCGGGGAGCAAGCUGUCGCACAAUCCUAGCAAGUCGCUGUCCAACCUACAAGAGAUUCAGCUAGUUCAGCAAUUCGUUCCCCAGAGCGAAUGGGGCAACAUCAAGCUCACCAUGAUUGCGCCAAGCUGGUUCCACAUGAGAUAUAAGCAGGGAUGUGCUUAUAAGAAGGAAGCUUACGCCAACGAUGCUGAGUAUUUCGCGGAUGUGGCCAAGGUCUACCAUGCCGAGCUGCAGAUGCUAUACAAGGCCGGGUUACGGAACGUCCAGUUCGAUGACCCUGGCAUGGCUUACUUUUGCUCCAAAGACUUCCGAAAGGGCUGGGAAGAAGAUAAGGACAACGCCGGGACGUGGGAGGACCUCCUUGACGCGUACAUUAAACUGUACAACGACAUCACCGAGAACCUGCCGUCGGACUUCCACACGGGCAUCCACUUGUGCCGAGGAAACUUCAUCGGCGGCAGGCAUUUCUCAGAGGGUGCGUACGACAUCAUCGCCAAGAAGCUCUUCGAGAACCUCAAGGUCAACACGUUCUACCUCGAGUACGACACCGAGCGAGCGGGUGGCUUCGAGCCCCUGCAAUACCUGCCCAAGGAUAAGAAGGUGGUGAUCGGCGCCAUCAGCACCAAGACUCGCGAGCUAGAGGACAAGGAAACCACCAAGGAGCGCAUUUACAAGGCAGCGGAAUUUGUCGCGGAGGGCAAUGGCGAGACCCGCGAAGAAGCGCUGAAGAGAAUCUGCUUCAGCCCGCAAUGCGGCUUCAGCACUCACGAGAGCGGCUACCCCCUGUCGAUGGAUGACCAGAAGAAGAAGCUGUCGCUGGUAAGGCAGAUUGCCGAUGAGAUCUGGGGCGAGCCGUAG